Syzygium oleosum is the source of this 4822-nucleotide messenger RNA. RefSeq names its product enhancer of mRNA-decapping protein 4-like. Gene Ontology annotation, biological process: deadenylation-independent decapping of nuclear-transcribed mRNA. The transcript has 12 exons. Gene Ontology annotation, molecular function: protein binding. Bases 312 to 4541 code for a protein of 1409 amino acids. The record is from RefSeq and is a predicted model, not a curated record. NCBI's taxonomy places the organism in Eukaryota, Viridiplantae, Streptophyta, Magnoliopsida, Myrtales, Myrtaceae. Gene Ontology annotation, cellular component: P-body.
CUCUCUCUCUCUCUCUCUCUCUCUCUCUAUCUCUGGUGUGAGAUUGGUCACUUGGGUCGCCGAGACACAGCAGGCGAGAGAGAGAGUGAUAAAGGUGACGCCUUUGAAUCUUGAUCUCAAUCGCCGGAUCCAUGUCCCCUCCCCCCUCUUCUUGAAUCUCUCUCUCCGUACAAGAACGAGAGAACCCACCUUCCUUCCCGACCCCCCCACCUUCAGUUCUCGCCACUACCCACGAUUGGCAAGGACUCAUCUUCCCUCUCUCUCUCUCCCUCUCUCUCUCUCUCUCCUAGUCAUUUCAUCGAACACCUUCCAUGGCGUCCCCCGGUAACCCCAACCAUCCCCAGCAGAACCCGCAAUUCGAGCUCCAGAAGCUGUUACGCCCCUCCUCCAGCAACCCCAUCAUCCCUUCCUCCUCCCCUCCAUACCCCACCGCCUCCUCCUACCCGCCCCCCACCGGCCCCCUCCCCUACCACUACCUGCCCUACACCCUGCAGCCGCCUCCCCCGCCGCCGCCGCCGCAGCAGCAGCAGCAGCAGCAGCAGAACCUCCAUUUCUUCCAGCACCAGCAGCUCCACCACCCGCCGCCCCCGCCGCGGCCGCCCAUCUCGUCCUACCCCGCCCCGCCCUUGCCCUCGCCCUCGGCCGAUCCCAAUUCGAGCGGCGCCCGGCUGAUGGCCCUCCUGGGCACCCAAAACCCUAACCCUAAUCCCCACGAUCUGGCUCCGCAGUCGUCGGCGGCGGCUUUCGCCCCGUCGCCGUCCGCCCCGUCCGAUUUCGGGGUGCACGCGAACCUGAACUUGACGACGGCCCCUUCUGCCCCGCCGGUCGGUUUCGCGGCGGCGCAGUGCGGCGCGCCAGUUCGGAUGCUCAGUAGUAAGCUCCCGAAAGGUCGGCAUUUGAUCGGCGAUCAUUUGGUUUACGACAUCGACGUUAGAUUGCAGGGUGAAGUUCAGCCUCAGCUCGAGGUCACUCCGAUUACUAAGUACGUGUCGGAUCCGGGUUUGGUCUUGGGCCGUCAGAUUGCCGUUAACCGGAAUUAUAUAUGCUACGGGUUGAAGAUGGGGAAUAUUAGGGUUCUUAAUAUAAAUACCGCGCUGAGGUCUUUGUUGCGAGGUCAUACACAGAGAGUAACAGAUAUGGCUUUCUUUGCUGAGGAUGUUCACCUUUUGGCCAGUGCAAGCAUUGACGGGAGGAUCUUCAUAUGGAAGAUUCAUGAAGGUGCAGAGGAGGAGGAGAAGGCUCAAAUCUCGGGGAAAAUUGUCAUUGCCGUUCAGAUUGUGGGAGAGGAAGAACCUGUGCAUCCACGACUAUGUUGGCAUCCUCACAAGCAAGAAAUUUUGAUGGUUGCAAUUGGAAACCGUAUCCUGAAGAUCGAUACCACAAAAGUUGGUAAAGCAGAAUCGUUCACAGCUGAGGAACCUCUAAAGUGUCCCAUGGAUAAGCUAAUUGAUGGCGUCCAGAUUGUUGGUAAACAUGAUGCAGUAGUGACAGAUUUGUCAAUGUGCCAAUGGAUGACUAGCCGACUGGCCUCAGCUUCAGUGGAUGGAACGGUGAAAAUUUGGGAAGACCGCAAGCCAUUACCACUUGCAGUUCUGAGGCCUCAUGAUGGUCAUGCUGUCAACUCUGUCACCUUUUUGACUGCUCCCCACCGUCCAGAUCACAUCGUUCUUAUCACAGGGGGUCCGGUGAAUCGAGAAGUCAAGAUAUGGACCUCUUCCCUCGAAGAGGGAUGGUUGUUGCCUAGUGAUUCUGAAUCCUGGCAAUGUACUCAGACCUUGGAGUUAAAGAGUUCCGGUGAACUCCGGGUUGAGGAUGCAUUCUUUAAUCAAGUUGUGGCGUUACCUCGUGCAGGGCUUCUUUUACUUGCGAAUGCAAAGAAGAAUGCUAUAUAUGCAGUGCACAUAGAUUAUGGGCUUCAUCCUGCUGCAACCCGCAUGGACUAUAUGGCUGAAUUUACAGUUACAAUGCCCAUUUUGAGUAUCACUGGAACUAGCGAGAGUUUACCGGAUGGGGAACACAUUGUGCAGGUGUAUUGUGUCCAAACACAAGCCAUUCAGCAGUAUGCAUUGGCGUUGUCCCAGUGCCUGCCACCACCCUUGGAUAACACCGAGUUAGAGAAGACAGAAUCUAAUGUCUCUCGCGCAUUUGAUGCUGCCAAUCCUGAUGGAUUUGCUAACUUGGAAGUUUCUCAAGGAACUAAGCAUUCUGAGAUAACAUCAGGUAAUGCCACUUUGGUUCCAUCUGUGCUUUCGAGCGGUGCUGGUAGUGCCCCUGGAGCGGCGCCCCCUGCAAGAGUGCCUUCUUCUCAAAUUACUACCUUGCCUGAGACCAUUACUUCUGGCUUAGAGACAAAGCUAAGUGCUUUGCCAUCUCCAAGAACUGUUGAACAAAUCCACAUUGCUUCUCCUCCUCUUCCUUUGAGUCCUAGGCUGUCGCGGAAGUCCUCUGGUUUCAGAACUCCAGUAGGUAGCUUUGAGCCCGGUCCUGCAUUCCCUGAUCAUUCUGGUGAUCAGCCGGUUGUUGAAUAUUCAUCUGAUAGGAGACUGGAGAUUGGUGCCGACGGACCAGCUCCAUGUGAUGAUUUGAGGAAGGAUGACAAAAAUGUUGCGUCAAAUGAUAUACCAGUGGUUCCAGAUCCUCCAAUGGUUUUUAAGCAUCCAACUCAUCUUGUGACUCCAUCGGAAAUUUUAUCCAAGGCUCCAUCCUCCUCUGAGACUCAAAUUAGUCAAGGUAUGAGCAUGGGAGAGGCAAAAAUUCAAGAUGUGGUCGUCAAUAAUGACACGGCAAGCACGGAGGUUGAGGUUAAAGUUGUUGGGGAGACAGGAAUUGAUCAGAAUGAUGAUUACAGCUUCCGUAGAGAAUCUCAAAUAACUAUUGCUGAACAAAAAGAGAAGUCUUUCUACUCUCAGGCUUCUGAUCUUGGCAUUCAGAUGGCUAGAGAUUGUCGCGUUGAUAAUUACAGCGUGGAAGGAGCUCAUCAGACUAAUGAUGUUGGUGUUAGUGAGUCUUCAGAUCAGUUUCCCUCUAACAGUGAUGAAGGAAUGACAAACAAUGCUUUUAUGAAGGUUGGUGAGUCAGAAACUCCAGCGGCUGUUCCCCAGUCCUUAGCCCCAACUUCUAAAGCCAAAAGACAGAAAGGAAAAACUUCUCUAGUGUCCGGCCCUUCUUCCCCAUCCCCAAGUCCUUUUAACUCCACAGAUUCAUCAAAUGACCCAGGCAGUAGUUCAGGUGCCCCAUCAGCGGAUGUUGCAUUUUCCCAGUUGUUAGCUAUGCAGGAGUCCCUUGACCAGUUAAUAAGCAUGCAAAAGGAAAUGCAGAAGCAGAUGGCAACAGUUGUGUCUGUCCCAUUUAACAAAGAGAGUAGGAGACUGGAAACAUCUCUUGGACGAAAUAUGGAGAAAGUUGUUAAAGCAAAUGCUGAUGCUCUGUGGGCUCGUUUCCAAGAAGAAAAUGCUAAACAUGAAAAGUUAGAGCGUGACCGAGCCCAACAGAUUCCAAAUCUUAUCACUAACUCUGUGAACAAGGAUUUGCCGGCGAUGCUGGAGAAAACUAUAAAGAAGGAAAUAGCUGCAAUUGGACCAUCUGUAGUUCGUGCACUCAGUCCAAUUAUUGAGAAGAGCAUACCAGUGGCCAUAACAGAGUCAUUCCAGAAAGGAGUGGGUGAUAAGACAGUUAACCAGCUGGAGAAGGCGGUCAACUCCAAAUUAGAAGCUGUAUUAGGGAGGCAAAUUCAAUCGCAAUUUCAGACUUUCGGAAAGCAGGCUCUCCAGGAGACACUAAGGUCCAGCUUGGAAGCAUCCAUAAUACCUGCUUUUGAGUUGUCAUGCAAAGCAAUGUUCGAGCAAGUUGACGCUACUAUUCAGAAAGGACUCAUGAAACAUAUCACUGCUACUCAGCAGCAACUUGAGUCUACUCACUCUCCCCUGGCCAUUGCUCUAAGGGAUGCCAUCAGUUCAGCUUCAUCGAUGACUCAGACAUUAAGUGGAGAACUUAUUGAGGGCCAGCGCAAGCUCUUAGCUAUCGCAACUGCUGGUGCAAGUUCUAAUGUUGCAAAUCCCUUGGUUACUCAGUUGAGUAACGGGCCAUUGCCCGGUCUGCAUGAUAUUGCUGAGGCACCAAUUGAUCCAACUAAAGAGUUAUCCAGAUUGAUAGCUGAGAACAAGUAUGAAGAAGCCUUUACUGCAGCCCUACACAAAAGUGACGUAUCAAUAGUAUCUUGGCUAUGUAGUCAGGUUGAUCUGCAGAAGAUCUUGUCCAUCUCUCCACUACCAUUGAGCCAGGGAGUGCUUCUUGCACUUCUACAGCAGUUGGCUUGUGAUAUGACCAAGGAAACACCGAGGAAGGUGAGUUGGAUGACGGAAGUUGCAGUCGUCAUCAACCCAGCUGAUCCAAUGAUUGCAGUGCACGUGAGACCAAUCUUUGAACAGGUGUACCAGAUACUAGGACAUCAUCGAAAUCUCCCCACCCUCUCUGCUUCUGAAGCCAACAGCAUCCGCCUUCUCAUGCAUGUGAUAAACUCCGUGUUAACCAGCUGUAAAUGAUUUUUCGCUUGUGUUGCCAUAUAGUGUUUGCCAGGAGGGAAAAUACUGUAGUUCUGGUUGUAUAGAAUUAGAAAAUUUGGACAGGAGAGACUAGAUAGAUCUAUUUGCCCUUGUGUUCUUGUGUCUGCUUGGAUUUAUCAAUUUUGUAUAACAACUUCAACCCUUCUCCCCUUAAGCCUUGUAAUGUCAAUUUUGUGCUGUGGAUCUGGCCUUUGCCUUUUGAACUUUGGAUGUAAGAUUUUUGUUAAAUUGGAAAAAAAAUCAUCAUACCUUUUUAAAUA